AACAGGCUUCUCUCUCCUUACAACCCAGAUCCAGAUUAGGAGUCAAAGAACAAGGGAAACUUGGUUUAAAAGACUAUUAGUGUAAAUGCAAAAAGGACGUCUAGAUGGUUGUUAGGUAGAAAGUCAGCACUUGGGGGCUUCCUCAGCCUUAAGCAGCGUGUUUACUCUUGAGGGCCAGGACAUAGCAUAGUCGCCCUGUAUCCACAUUGUCUAGAACCCUGCCUGGCUCAGCAGCGCUUGCGGAGUGGCCAAUGGAGGGUGGGCUUAUGGGGGGACCGUCUUUACGCGUCCAGGGACUCCACAAUGCCCCCGCCCCGCAGGUUCUCGGGCUUCCCGCUCGUUGCGAUGCCGGCCUCGUCCACCAUCCACAUGCUGCAGCUGCUGCGGGAGCUGCUGGCCUUCGUGCUCCUCAGCUACACGGUGCUCAUCGGAGCGCUGCUGCUGGCCGGCUGGACCACCUAUUUCCUGGUGCUGAAGUGACAGCGCCCGCAGCCCCGCCCCCCGCCCCGCCCGCCUCGUGCCAGCCCCCAGCCGCCUGCGCCACGGCGCGCCGCUCCGCCUCCUGCCGGACACACUCCACCCGCCGACGGAAAGACUUUGCUCCUCGCGCUCAGGCCAGGGCUGCCUCUCGAGGCAGGGCUUCGUCCGGACCGCCCAAUCCCGAGUGUUCCUUCAGGCGGGGGUGUGGUCAUGGGGCCUGGCCCACUCAAGAAGAGGCCGCGCCCGUUCGCCAGCUCGCGAAGUAGCGUCACUUCCGGCGUGUGCGU
This is a messenger RNA of Suricata suricatta (meerkat), 767 nucleotides long. Its product is annotated as zinc finger protein 628-like. The coding region runs from base 252 to 746 and encodes 164 amino acids. The record is from RefSeq and is a predicted model, not a curated record. The transcript is spliced from 2 exons. Lineage: Eukaryota; Metazoa; Chordata; Mammalia; Carnivora; Herpestidae.